AUGGAGACACUGAGCAGCAUCGAGAAUCAGAAGACGCCGUUCGGCCUCCUCAGGGUGUUCAGCGUUGUGAUCCCGUUCCUGUACGUCGGGACGCAGAUCAGUAAGAACUUCGCAGCCCUGCUGGAGGAACACGACAUAUUCGUCCCAGAGGAUGAUGAUGACGAUGAUUAA
This is a messenger RNA of Chaetura pelagica (chimney swift), 171 nucleotides long. It is a transcript of the gene SMDT1, whose product is annotated as single-pass membrane protein with aspartate-rich tail 1. The transcript is spliced from 2 exons. Bases 1 to 171 code for a protein of 56 amino acids. Gene Ontology annotation, cellular component: uniplex complex; mitochondrial inner membrane. NCBI's taxonomy places the organism in Eukaryota, Metazoa, Chordata, Aves, Apodiformes, Apodidae. Gene Ontology annotation, biological process: calcium import into the mitochondrion; mitochondrial calcium ion homeostasis. The record is from RefSeq and is a predicted model, not a curated record.